This is a messenger RNA of Cucumis melo (muskmelon), 1659 nucleotides long. RefSeq lists its product as uncharacterized. NCBI's taxonomy places the organism in Eukaryota, Viridiplantae, Streptophyta, Magnoliopsida, Cucurbitales, Cucurbitaceae. The transcript is spliced from 5 exons. Gene Ontology annotation, cellular component: U12-type spliceosomal complex. The coding region runs from base 533 to 1363 and encodes 276 amino acids. Gene Ontology annotation, biological process: mRNA splicing, via spliceosome. The record is from RefSeq and is a predicted model, not a curated record. Gene Ontology annotation, molecular function: protein binding.
AUUUUGUAAAAUACAAUAUAAAAACAAUUUAGAAACUAAAAUUGUUUAAAAAAUGUUAAAUAAUUUAAGUUUAUUUAAUUGAGAAUAAAAUGAAAACAAGAAGAAACGACAUCGUUUUAGAAGGAAAGGCAGUUGAAAACGGUUGAGAAACCGUUAGCGCCACGAAACCGAAGUCGCAUAACUAACCAUCUUCACCCUGACCGUACCAAAAAGAAGAGAAAAGAAAAGAAGAGAAAAGAAAGGAAAUGGAAAUGGAAAUUAAAUAAGAGCUAAAGAAAUUUGAUGAGGUUCUCGGGAAUUGCCUCCGACACAAGCUCCGAAUGCCACUCUUUCUUCAAAAAAGCCAAACCCUAAGUCUCUCCUCCUUCAACCUCUCUCUCAUCAUCCCCAUGCCGUGUUCUUCUUUCCUAAGCAUCUCUCUCCCUUUUUCCCUUUUCUUCUUCACAUUUUAAGCAACCCCCCCAUAUUAUAUUAAUAUAUUUCAUCCCCUUUUCCCAUUCUCCCCUCUCAUCCCCUAAUUGAUUCCCAUUCCAUGGCUGUCGACGGCGUUUGUACACUUGACGUUGUUGACUUUCCUCCGCCGACGUCAACGACGACGGCCGAGAAGCAUCGUAGAUCCUUCUCCUUGCUUUCAUCUCCUUUGAUGAUUGUUGGUCUCUCCAGGAAGAAUGUUUUGUAUCGCCAGCUUCCUCAUCAACCUCUCAUGCUCUCUGUUCUUAAAUUGGACGGCUCUUGUUUCGAUAUUCAAGUUAGGAGAUCGGCUACUGUAGCUGAAUUGAAGGGGGCCGUGGAGUUGGUCUUCAGUCACAUGCCACAGAAUGGACCGGGAAAGAUUUCAUGGCUCCAUGUGUGGUGGCAUUUCUGCUUAUGCUAUGAUGGUCAAAAGUUAAUUGAUGAUGCUGACUACAUUGCAAGUUUUGGCAUUAAGGAUGGUGAUCAGCUUCAAUUUGUCCGGCAUGUCACAACUGGCUACAAUGUUAUAAGAAAGCAAUCAAAGAAACGUGAAGUUUCCUCAAAACUGAUCAGUAGGAUAUCAUCUCGAUCAAAAAGCUUCAAGCAAAAUGAUCAGAAAGAUAUGGAAAGAUACAACUACAAAUACAAUGACAUAGAAAGUGGAAGGUGUCAACAUAACGGCAACGAUGAUCUCUUCGUGAACCAGCCAAAGAUGGUAGUGUUUUUAGGAGGAUGGUUCUCUCACACCAAGCUAGCAUCUGCAGGAAAGAUGAGCAUCAAGAGCCUGGUACGUCCAUCGGUAACUCGCCCUAGCCUGGUGGGUGGUUUAAAGAAUUUAAUACAAUUAUGCCGCGAAAAACGACAUUAUGAAAAAGUGAAUAAAAAGAAGAGAUCCAUCAUAGGAGUCUGAGUAGUUUAGGAAUGAUUGAGUUAGUCUAUACUCUUAUAAUAAAUAUAUAUGCAUUCUUCCUUCAUAAUCCUUUAUAUAUUAAAUAAUAAGGUGUUAGACUACCAGAAUUCAUAAUCGUAGUUAGUUGGUGAUUAUUGUUUUUGUGGUUAAUGACAAUAAUGGUAGGUAAUUACGAAAUUAUACAUUGAUAUAGAAGCUAAGUUGUAUCAAAAUACCUUACCAUUCCUAUAGAGAAAUCAACUACUUGUACCUUACGGACAUAACUCUAUAUAGUAAUUUUGUCUUUCCAUUUGUCA